Molecule: messenger RNA, 4203 nt
Organism: Aspergillus pseudotamarii
Lineage: Eukaryota; Fungi; Ascomycota; Eurotiomycetes; Eurotiales; Aspergillaceae
Product: Sec7 domain protein
Exons: 2
Coding region: 1-4203 (1400 amino acids)
Biological process (GO): regulation of ARF protein signal transduction
Molecular function (GO): guanyl-nucleotide exchange factor activity
Source: RefSeq, a predicted model, not a curated record
AUGGACUCUGGUGACGAGCGAGAUCCCCAUGACUUAUCUUUGUCCCCUAAACAUGCCGCUCGCACUUCUAUCGUUGACAAUAUGCUCCUGUCGCUGGACCAAUUUGCAUCCUCAAAUGCCUCCGUUCUGGAUGACUACCGUCUGUUCAAUUCCGUUUUCGAGUCAGAUCUAUAUGGCCGUUGCUCGCCAGAUUCUAUGACCCAACGUCGUUAUCGCGGCCAUACCUUUUCAUCGUCUCUGUCAUCAGAGCUAGACUACAACCCUGAUGAUGUAGCUAGUCGAUACGGGACUCAGCCGGGCAGGGCUCGUCGGAGCACUAGCAGCUCGAAUUACAAUUCUAACCUUAGAAGAUUCGGUAGUGCCCGCACCCCAGAAGGGCCAAGCUUACGCGGCCAAAUAUAUGAUCAUCGCUCCACCUCAGGAGGUGGUACCUCUGGGGUUCGCGGAACCAGACAAGGUAGUAAAGGGAGCUCCUCUUUAAACAUGGAUUUUGGCCCACCCCUUUCAGGAAAUCAUCGAGCGGAUUUGGCUACUGAGCGGCGUUCCGCAAGCUUCGACUUUGGCACUAGACAACCGAUCAUUCCGUUUAAGGAGGCUACGAUUGAUUAUGAUCCAAUAUCAUUCGACGGAGUUGACGCAGCCCCUACACCGAGUAUUCCUGGUGGACCAAGAAGGUAUAAAGUUUCAUCGCAAGGUGAAUAUCCCGGAAGUUUAGGUCCUCAGUCAUCGCGCACACCGGUAGCUUCUCGACGGAAUAGUGUGAAGUCGGCACGAACAAAAAGUACUGCAGCCAUGAGUGGCCGUGAAAAUGAUUUAACGCAACUCGGUGCGCCUGUUUUGGAACCUCCCCCGGCUAUACCGGCAGCUACGUUUGAUCCGCCGGCCCCAAGUCCUACGAUAUCAUUCAACAAACCUAUCUUUCCGACACCCUCUGAUCCAGCUCCGACCAGGGAACGUCCGGGUUUUUUUCGGCGUGUUUUUGGUUCAUCCAAAAACUCUACACCUGGCUCAGAAAACAAUCAGGUUGAUCUUGUAUUCUCCCAAGAUAACGAUCUACGGGAUUUCAAUAGUUCCACUACAAAUACCAAGGACCGGAGACAGCCAUUGAAGAGUAGCACGGCGGGUACCACUACGGUCCGUCAAGGGACCCAUCAAGUGGUGAAUAAGAAAUCUUCAUUCUUCCGCCGACGGAAAAGAUCGGUGACUGAGAACGCACCCCCUCCUAUUCUAAUUCCCCCAGAGUCUGGCUCAAGGCCACAUGAAGUCACAAAGCCACAGCCUAGCCCUGUGAGUAGUUUAAGGAAGGUGAUGAACCCAUAUCUUGCAGAUGCUAGCGCUCCAGGGCUGUUCCCUUCCAAAGAAUCCCAUAGCCGAAACAUAGGCAACGAUAAACAGGAGGACAAAGGCAUUGAUUCACCUGCAGAGAAAUCAAAAGAAAGUUUUCAUGCUGCAGGUAGAGUGCAGAGACCCAAAUACAGCCUUUACCCCGCCGCUUCCUCUAGUGCACGUGAUACAUCAACUCUGGGAAAUAAGGUCGGAGAGGAGGAUAAUCCCAAAGUCGAUCACAUGGAUUCUACAUCUUCAGCCAGUCCAGAACAGCUGAUUCCCAGGGAUGGCGUCGGUUCACGCGACAGUGGGCCAGACUCGGAGAGUGAUCGUGCAGGUGGUGUCCGGAACAGGUUGACGCCACAAGACCUUAGUGUUCCGUCACUAUCGCCCGUCGUUGAGCGUUUCUCUCAAAAGAGUGUGUCGCCUAUAGAAAGUCCCGAGGAGACACGUACGAUAAACCCAGGGGAGCCGGAAGGAAAAGUUAAGCAUCAGAGCGGACCCAGUCUGUACGACCGCGAAGACGAAUCCAGCCCGAAAUCGCCUCCUGUUGAUACCAGUGGCUCAUUAAAAGUAUCGACAUCAAAUAUCUCGAACUAUUACACAGCUUCCAGCACACCCGUGGUCUCUCCGGUGGAAUCAAAGUCCGCUGAAAUACCGGAGAGUAAAGUUGAUUGCAUUGAUGACAUCCCGGAGUAUCAACCAGGAGAUUCAGAAAAAGAACAGGCUCACAAGCUCUACGACAGUCAAGAUCAAGUUGUGGGAAAUGAGCCGGCUGCUGCAUGGCUCGGUGACCCGGACCGCGCUACGAUUCGCAAGGCAUACAUGGAGUUUUUUGACUGGUCCAAUAUGAAUAUAUUGGCAGCCCUUCGAAGUCUAUGUAACCGGCUUAUAUUAAAGGGAGAGACACAGCAGGUUGAUCGAGUUCUAGAUGCGUUUUCCAUACGAUGGUGUGAGUGCAACCCUAACCAUGGGUUCAAGGCUUCAGAUGUUGUGCACACUAUAUGCUACUCCCUUCUUCUGUUGAACACCGACCUUCACCUUGCGGACAUUGAACAGAAGAUGACCAAAGCCCAAUUUGUUCGAAACACGAUGCCCACUAUACAUCGCGUGGCCUUCGACGCGGCCCCGGAUGGGUUUGAAGCACUUCAUGUAGCUCACAAUAAAUCGAAAGUGUCGGCCCGGGAAUCUCUGACGUCCCCUAUGGAUGAGCCCGAUCGUGGGAAUAUGACCGCUGAUAAGCCAACAAAUGCGCCAGCGAAGCUCGUGAACAGACUUUCUCGGACUGAUCUCUCCGUCAAAUUAUCAGGUGAUCCUGAAACUAACACAGGCCCGUUGGUAAAUGUGCCAUUUAAUGGAACCGAAAAAGCCUGGGGCCAGCAAGUUGAAACCGUUCUGAGGGACUUUUAUACUUCGAUACAGAAGCAGAGGCUCCCCCUUCAUGGUGCUCAAGUAGAGAAAGAGGCGUCUCGAAUCUCAUCGAACCAUUUAUUGUCCCCUAAUCCGAGUGGUUUGCGCAGAAGCCCCAGCACCGUGAGCAGGAGCGGCUCCGACAUCUACCCACGGGGCCGCUCAGCCGACUCCCGCUGCGGCACCGCGCGCUGGUCUUCCAAAAACCGGUCACGGGCGAGAUUAUACCCCCCUUCCGUCAUGGGUUCCAGCCGAACCAGUCUGGAGGAGCAGUCGUCUUUCUGGAGUCCGUCUGCCUCCAGUACUUGGAGUAAGCAAUCUUUGGGCAAGUUAACAUCUGUCUCAGUAGACUCAUUCGGAUCAGACUAUAUGCGUGGCGACUAUCAGCAAUCUAUUGGAUUCGCUAAUGCACUAAGUCAUGCGAUAAUCCGGGAGGACUCUGCCUAUUCCAUCGCGAGCACCGAGGAGAUCGAGGGAACCAUACCGCUUCUGGAAGACGAGACUCUUCAACUUGCUGGCGCUCCUUGGGCCAAAGAAGGGAGCCUAAAGCAUAAGCAACACUUGGAUUCGGCUGAUAGGAGGGCUAAGGACCGAAACUGGAACGAAUGCUUCGCUGUGAUACAACAGGGUUGGAUGCGGCUGUUUUCUUUCAAUUCGUCCACGAAGUCCGUUCGGCAUAAGUCAAAGCCCCACUCACAUGGUGGAGUAGUGGUGGGAGGAGGGAACUGGACAGAGAAUGCUGAGGAGAUAAGGAAAUUUCUCCUACGUCAAACCCUCGCAAGCGUACUUCCAUCCCCCGGGUACUCUAAGUCCCGCCCGCACGUCUGGGCUCUGAGUCUACCUAAUGGCGCGGUACACCUCUUUCAGGCUGGCACUCCGGAGAUCGUCCAUGAAUUCGUCUCUACAGCUAACUACUGGAGUGCGAGGUUAUCCAAAGAGCCUUUGGUUGGUGGAGUUAGCAAUAUGGAGUACGGCUGGAGUGAUACGGUCAUCAACAGUGCCUUGAUAACGACGGAGAACAACAACAACAACAAUAGGUCGCCACCGUCCUCGUCUGGGGCACGACCUAGCAUUCAAAGUUCUAUCCGGAGCUCUAUUGACCAGCAAGGCGGUGUACGACCCAGGCUUCCAGCCGAUCGAGUAAACAUCAGCGACUGGGCUCCGCCCCAGCAGAGUAUGGUCGCUUCAAACUUACCUGAAGCUGACCAACUGAAGGCUUUGCGAAAGUAUGUCAAGAAUGUUGAGGAUGAACUACAGCGACAUAAUGAGCUCCGACCGGCCAUGGUUCUGGCCUUUUCUCCCAGGCAUCCGAAUGCCACAAAGUCCAUGGCCAACUGGGAGCGUAAAUCAUCGUACUUGCUGCGAGAAAAUGUGAAGUUUCGCACAUAUAUUGAGACUCUACAAAGGGCACUCGACCUCAAAAACAAAAUAUAUGCUUCCCGCGAGGAGAGCUCACCUUCCACAUAA